Molecule: messenger RNA, 336 nt
Organism: Prunus armeniaca (apricot)
Lineage: Eukaryota; Viridiplantae; Streptophyta; Magnoliopsida; Rosales; Rosaceae
Source: the annotation of a GenBank genome assembly
AUGUCAAGAACCCUUUACUUGGUUGAGCCUGAAGAUAGCUCUGGCUUUGAUUUGAAGGACCAUGAUUGUAACCGAUCUCGUGUUCUUUCCAAAUAUAAAUUCCCAUUGCGUGAUGCUGAGGAGUUACUCAAUAACCACCGGAAUGGCAUGACUAGUAAAACAUGGAUUUCAAGCGAUAGUGGAUUUGGUUUCAGUCCGAGAACUAAUGAAUAUAAGGUGAUAAGAAUUCUUAAUGAAGGGACACCUCAUCCCAAUAGGAAUAGGGUGGUUGAGAUACACAAACUUGGAACAGUUUCAUGGAAAUCUGCUGGCACUGCUCCCUGCUCAAGCCUCUAA